Nematocida ausubeli is the source of this 4182-nucleotide messenger RNA. RefSeq lists its product as uncharacterized. Gene Ontology annotation, cellular component: endosome; trans-Golgi network. The transcript has a single exon. Gene Ontology annotation, biological process: Golgi to endosome transport. The record is from RefSeq and is a predicted model, not a curated record. Lineage: Eukaryota; Fungi; Microsporidia. Bases 1 to 4182 code for a protein of 1393 amino acids.
AUGAGUGAGAAAAAGUUCAGAAUUGCAUUGGAGAAGCAACUCGAAUUAUUCAGAACUGCAAAUGAUUGGUCUGACUUAGUUGCAUAUCUAACAGGCCUAGAAGGCAUCCUUAGAGUAAACAAGUACACGCACAUUCCUAGGCCGCAUCUCCUAUACAGAAGGCUAAAUCAGUGCCUUAACCCAGCACUACCUGCUGGCGUGCACAUGAAAGCACUUGGCGUAUACAAAAUUGUCAUGCCAAAGCUAUCACAGGUUAGCCUGCUGCAGGAAAUAGAUGUGCUUACUUUAGGACUGUUCGGGUUUUAUUCGCAUUCAAAUCUCACAAGCAUUCCUAGCUAUCUUGCGGUGCUUAAGCAGAUAAUUGAAGUGCUUGGGGACAAAACCAUAAACAUCUGCAAGAAAAUGAUUCUUGGGAUGAUUAUGGGCUUGGAGGAAGAGAAUAGCGAGCAGUACGGGAUGACCCUUCAGGUACUGAAUAUUUUGGAGGAAAAGGUUGGGGCAAAGACUGUUUUAGUAAACACAUGGGAGGCCAUGGGGCAGUGCACAGAACUUGUCCCUGGGUGUCUUAUGUAUAUUCUGCGGGUGGAUAAGGGCCUGGAAGUGAUGCGGGGCCGGAGUGACAUGCUAAGCAAAGGGUUUGUGUCUGCCCUAAAAUCAAAGGAGAUCAUCACCCUUAGGAAGAGCUUUGAUUUGCUGCUUUCCUACAAGACAGAUGGUUUAGACUUACAUCCGUAUAAUGAAGAUGUGUCUUUAAGCGUAUUAAAACUGCUUUUAUUAAAGGAAAUCUCCCUCCUGAAAAGAGUGCAAAUGUGGAUCACACUUUUGAUAAAACAGCCAGAUGGGAUUGACCUAAUAUUUGCAUCAAUAUGCAUGUUAUUUGAUGAGUCACCCAGUGCGUGCUUUAAGAUACUAAUGGCAAUUCGGCAAAAUAUUGAAGAAUCGCCGGAAAUAUUUAAGCGCCUUAUACUGUGGAUACUUUCCGUGAUAGACGUAGAAAAUGAAGUGUAUGCAAGUGCAUUCUUCAAAAUACUUGAUAAGCGGAUUAUUUGGGAGAUAUUUUUAGAUGCGCCACUUGACAUGGAGCUCAUAAAAACAGCAAUUCGAUACAACCUGAUAGACGAGCACACACAAACAACAGAACUCCCGCUUCUUAUAACCCGAUGCAUAAAGAGUAAGAUAUACCCGUACGAGUGGCUGGAUAUAAUACAGCCUGUGGACUCUGCGUAUUCUUUGAUUUGGGAUGAAAUUAAAGCACACUUAGAGGACAGGGAGAUAAAUAGACUGCAGCCAAUUCUGUUCUUCCUGUCGAUUCCAGUGACUGCAAAGCUACUAGAUACGUAUACAUCAGCUGUUAAGACAAUUGGAAAAGUAUUCUUGGAGUACUGGAGUUGUCGCGAAAAUUCAAAGAAGGUGCACGCAAUGAUCACAGAUUCUCUGACAAAGAUUGUUGUGCCGUGUGAGUUAUCAGAAGAGGAGUGCACUAUUCUGUAUGAGGCAGCUGUCCUGGAUGCAGAUACGUUCUGGGCGUAUGAUGAAAUAUUUAAUGGAAAGCUACAAAGCCUCUUGCAGAAAAGAAUAAUAUACCAAGGGACUAGAGUACGCCCAUCACUCGAUCAAUCUGCAGAACUAAGCCAAGCAUUCUCUUUAGUAGAUCAAUGCAAAACUAGCAAAGUAAGUGCACACUUUCUGUGCUUCCUAAUUUCAUUCUGCUCCUCGCGCAGUUAUGCUGUCCGGCAGAAGGCCAUAAACCUCUGCAGAAAAGUCAAUGAAAAUGCACAAAUAUUUACAGAAAUAUUUGAGAGCUUAAAUUGGCCGUGUGAAAGGCAGAUUGAAGAGACUAUCUUCUUGGUGGACUGCGAUUACAACAGGGUCUUAUUCGGUCUGCAGAUUCUAGAUAGCAUGCUGGAACAUUCAUGCAGUUUCAGAGCCUUUUUAAGAAAUCAUCAAGAAAUCCCAGAAAUGAAAGUGGCAGAAAUAUCUGAUCUAUCAGGAUACUAUGCAUCGGAUGUACCAGUAUGCCCUGCUUCCGUUAUUUUACACUUGCUUCUAAUGUAUGCAACAGCUGAAUUUACAAACUCAAAAAUCAUGGAUGGGCUACCUUACAUAGAACAAGCAGGAAAUAACAGUUGUCUUGCCCUGAAUAUUCAAGAGAUCAAAGAGACCUCCCUGAGACUCCUUAAAGAAUUGGUCUGCACAGACUUUUCUUCAGUUCUAUUUUCACUUCACACAUCCCCAGCAGCUGCAAUCCUGCAAAGUGUUACAACAAGGCAUAGCAUACCACACGCCCUGGAUAUAUUCUUCCUCUUAAAGAGUGACCAAGAAACAAGUGACUUACUGGAAAUAUUUAUGCAAAGGGAAAAUAUUCGUACAGAAAUCAUAAUAUACUGUGUAAAGCAAAAAAAGAGCAGCGUCCUUCUGGAUUUGCUUGAAUUUAUUUCUGGCUUAAUAAAAGACUUUGACAAAGAAGAAGCGGCAGACAAUAACAGAUGGAAUAUUCAUCAUAUUCAAUAUAUCUUGCAGCACUGCAUAUAUAUGGGUGCAUCUGGCCUGAAAAGUACGUGCUCCAAUGACCAAAGCAUCCCCGCGUGGCCAGAAAAAGGAGAGUACGUGUGUUAUUGUGGUAUGGAGUUUUCAGACGUAUUUGCAGAUGGCGGAAUGGACAGGAUAUCGCACAUUUUACUAAAGACAUACGCCGUAAUAUACAGUAGACUGUCUGCACUCAAAUUAAAUGCAGCAGAAAGUGUGGCUGCAGAGGAAUACGAAUGCGAGAAUAAUUUGGAGAUACUUUCUAGGUAUGUGCUUGUAGUUCAUAGUAAGUCACCGGGUAUUCUGGCAGAGGCAAUCCUGAGUGAGUACCUGGAAAAUCGCCAGAUCCAGUUUAUAUCCAUAAUUGAGAAAACCAUUGAGCAGCAGGUUUUCCUGCAUAUGCUUGGGAGUGACUUAAAGGGAAAGUAUAAAUUGCUUAGGGAGUGGGCAGAAUACACCAAGAAUGAAAGUAUAUUUAUGUCCUCACAGGUGCAUACGCAUAUUGCAACAAUUCUAGCACAGGUGAAGAUGUACCCAAAAACAAGUGAUCUUUUAUGGUUUUGUUCUGCUUACUUAAAGUCAACUAGUUCUGCAGCAGGAACUUCUUUAGGAAAUAAGGUCUUAGAGUCUUCUGUUGUAUCUGCAAGUAAAUUAGGCAUAAAAAAGACCCUCCCAGAUAAAAUAGAUAACACAUCAGAUAUGCUUGAUCUGCUGAAUAUUAUUGAUACGAUUAUCAUAACUGCCGUGAAAAGAGUCUAUUCCCUGGAUACAUCUGCCAUUUGGAGCAUGCUUAUACUUCCGUGUUAUAAACUGCCUGUAAAUAAUGCUCUCUACAGCAAAUCACUCGAAAUAACAAGAAGCCUAGUGAAACUCCCAGAAAGUAAAACCUGCAGAAGAGACUUCUACGAGCAAAUAUUAUCUGAAAGGUUUUUCAAGGACACCCUUCCUAAUAUUCACAUAAAGGUACAUAUAGGCGCAUAUUUAAUUGACUGCGAUAGGGUGCAGGAUUUAAUUAAUCGUGCCAACACGACAAGCUUUUUCAUCCGUGAAUCAGACAUUAUUUCCAGGGCAUCCUUGAUAAAAAGAGUCCGUUACAUGAUUUUAUGUGCCCCAAAGGACGAAUAUACACAGAACCUUCCUGGAAUAUUCAGUUUAAUUAGUGAAAUAUUCGCAGUUUCAAGUGGCAGCAAGAUUUUGCUUGUGGAGACCUUCCAUCUUUGCCGCGUGCUUUGCAUAAAAAUGCCAAUUGACGCACUGAUAAAUAUGUGGCCCAUUUCAAUCAGUGAAGCCAUGGAUACUCUUUCCUCAGAGUCAGUUACAUCUGCCAAUGCAUCCGUGGGGUAUGCAGCCCUGCAGUUCCUGGAUCUUGUGGCAUCGCUGAAUUAUCCAGAGCUAAUUGAGUUUAGGUGGCUAGUAGAAGGACUGCCGCAUGCACUGGGUUAUACAGAAGAGGCUGCCCCAGAUACGAAUCAAUCAGAUACCACAGGGCGCAUAACCCACAGGAGACCGUGCAUUUUAGCACCCGCAGAAGAGACCAAGGAGUCGCUUAUUUCUGCAAUUCAUCAAGUAGCCAAUCAUCACAUGCAGCAAAGGAACUGCACGCAAAUGGAUCAUGCUGCGAUAAUUAAUUCCGUCGUAAAUGGGAUUCCAGAGUAA